Messenger RNA from Lachancea mirantina, 1302 nucleotides. NCBI's taxonomy places the organism in Eukaryota, Fungi, Ascomycota, Saccharomycetes, Saccharomycetales, Saccharomycetaceae. The record is from the annotation of a GenBank genome assembly.
AUGUUUACUCUUCCAGCUUUGACUUCUGACAUUGUUGUCCAAAUCAACGCCGGAGCGUCGAAAACCGCGCCUGUUCGUCGUCCCAUUGAGCCUGUGGGCAGGGCGUUCAUGCACCAUGCGCAAAGAACCUUGAGAAACCACACUUGGUCUGAAUUUGAGAAGAUUCAAGCGAGCCAGAAUGUCCAACGAGUCGAUGAGUCCAAAGUGGACCCAGAUGAAGCUUUGUUUGACACUGAGCUUACCGAUGAUUCGUUGUUACAGCACGACCCUCGUGACUGGAAAACCGCUGACCUGUACGCUGCUAUGGGUCUGUCUAAGCUCCGGUACAGAGCCACGGAGCCUCAGAUCAUCAAAGCGCACAGAAAGCAAGUGCUGAAGCACCAUCCGGACAAGAAAUCUGCUUCGGGCGCGGGACUUGAGGAAGACGGGUUUUUCAAGAUCAUCCAAAAGGCGUACGAGACGCUAACGGACUCGAACAAAAGAAUGCAGUACGACUCUUGCGAUUUCAACGCGGACGUCGAACCACCCAAGAAGGGUUCUAAGUACGAUUUUUACGAGGCCUGGGGUCCCGUUUUCGAAUCUGAAGCGCGGUUUUCUAAGAAGCAACCGGUUCCAACUCUCGGUGGCGCUUCCACUAAGAAAGACGAAGUUGAGAAAUUCUACACCUUCUGGCACAGGUUCGACUCUUGGAGAACUUUCGAGUUCCUGGACGAGGAUGUUCCUGACGACUCUUCCAACAGAGACCACAAGCGUUACAUCGAGAGAAAAAACAAGGCUGCUAGAGACAAGAAGAAAACUGUUGACAUUGGUCGUCUUGUGAAACUUGUCGAAAGAGCCAUGAACGAGGACCCACGUAUCAAGCAGUUCAAGGAGGACGAGAAGAAAGAGAAAGAGAGGAAAAAGUGGGAAAGAGAAGCCGGUGCUAGAGCUGAGGCAGAGGCCAAGGCCAAGGCGGAAGCAGAAGCAAAAUUGAAGGCUGAGGCCGAUGCUAAGCUUGCUGCCAAUGCGAAGGCGGACAAGAAGAAGGCGAAAGAAGCUGCCAAGGCUGCUAAGAAGAAGAACAAGAGAGCUAUACGUUCUUCCGCUAAGGAAGCUGAAUAUUUCGGUGACGCUGACAAGGCUGCUACGAUCGACGAGCAAUUAGGCCACAUUGUCGACUCCUUGGACGACGAACAACUGGUCAGCGUUGCCGACAAGCUAAAGGCCGACGCCUCUGCGACUAAAGCGGUUCUCUCCGACGCUGCUAAGGCCCUUGUCGACGCCAAGAAGCUACCAGCCAGCAUGUUGACUUAUUUCUCUUAG